Brachypodium distachyon (stiff brome) is the source of this 2056-nucleotide messenger RNA. Its product is annotated as pre-mRNA-splicing factor CWC25 homolog. The record is from RefSeq and is a predicted model, not a curated record. Gene Ontology annotation, cellular component: U2-type spliceosomal complex. The coding region runs from base 140 to 1903 and encodes 587 amino acids. Gene Ontology annotation, biological process: mRNA splicing, via spliceosome. NCBI's taxonomy places the organism in Eukaryota, Viridiplantae, Streptophyta, Magnoliopsida, Poales, Poaceae. The transcript has 4 exons.
CCUCCUUCCUGAUCUCUCUCUCGUUUCGAAGCAGACGCGGAGGGGGCGAAGCAGCGAAGAGGAGCGAGAGGCCGAGAGAAGGGGGAAGAGGCGCGCUCGCGGCAGCAGGGGGCGGAGGAAGAGGAGAGGGUUGCCCACCAUGGGGAUGAAAUUUCUGAACAAGAAGGGGUGGCACACGGGGAGCCUCCGCAACGUGGAGAAGGUGUGGGUGGCCGAGCAGAAGGAGAAGGACGAGCAGCGCAAGAUCGAGGAGUACAAGAAGCAGCUCAAGGAGGAGAGGGAGAAGGCCGAGUUCCGCGCCAUCCAGGAGAAGGCCGGAUUCAAGCCGAGGCAAGAGAGAUUGGAAUUCCUCUACGAGUCAGGGUUGGGCGUCGGCAAGGGUAGCUCCGAUGGAUUCCAAGCACUGCAGCAACCUGGCCCAGCAGCAGCAGCAGCUUCCUCUUCUGCUCAAGCGAGUGCUGGUUCUUCCAAGGAAGCUUCACUGGGAGCUUUAUUUGAGGAGAAGCCCCAGUCUGCAAAUGACACAUGGAGAAAACUUCACUCUGAUCCUCUGCUGCUAAUAAGGCAGCGUGAACAGGAUGCCAUUGCAAGGAUUAAGAACAAUCCAGUCAAGAUGGCCGAGAUAAAGAAAUCAGUGGAAGCAGAGAAAAUGCAGAAGGAAGAAAAGAAAGAGAAGAGGAAGCACAAAAGGCAUCGCCAUCAUAAAUCAAAGAGUAAAAGGCGUCACACAACUGAAAAUUCCGAUUCAGAUGAAAGUGAUGACAAGGACGAAGGGAGAAAGAGAGUUCACUCUGCUGUAGAGCAUAAGAGGGAAGUGAAAAGGUCAAGGCAGGUGAAGAAAGACAGCAGGGAAGAUUCCUCAGAUACAGAUGACAAUGAACCAAGGAAGAGAAGGCAGGAGAGGCCAGAAGAUGAUGCACCGAGGAGAAGAAGGCAAGACACUCCAGAAGAUGAUGCACCACGGAGAAGAAGGCAAGACACUCCAGAAGAUGAUGCACCGAGGAGAAGAAGGCAAGACACUCCAGAAGAUGAUGCACUGCGAAGACGACAAGGCACACCAGAAGAUGAUGCUCCGAGGAAACGACGGCAGGACACACCAGAAGAUGAUGCGCCGAGGAGAAGACAGCAAGACAGACCAGAAGAUGACGCGCCAAGGAGAAGACAGCAGAACACACCAGAAGAUGGCGAGCCCAGGAGACGAGAGCAGGAAAUGGCACUGGAUGAUGAGCCAAGGAGAAGAUAUCAGGAGAUAGCAGAAGAUGAUGAGCCAAGGAAAAGGCGGCAGGAGAUAUCCAAGCAUGAUGAGCGUUCACGACGCGAUCGUUCUGAUGCUGAUGAUAGGAGGAGACAUUAUUCAGCAUCAGACCGCCACCGUACUUAUCCAAAGCAUGACAACUCAGACUCAAAGCAAAGAAGUAUUGGAGAUGUCCGGAAGAAUAUCAAAUCCACUUCUGAUCACCGCCCCUGCUCUGAAGGUGGUUCAGAAGAGCAACAAAGACAAGAAAGCCAGCAUGGAAGAGAACUUGGUUCAGCAGACCGGCAAAGACAAGAAAGCCAACAGGGCAAGAGCAACGGCCCUACGCUCAACCGUCGUCGAGGAGGCGUGCACCAUAUGUCUGAAGAGGAGAGGGAAGCACGUCUGCGCCAAAUGCAGGCUGAUGCCGAGGUCCACGAAGAGCAGAGGUGGAAGAGACUCAAGAAGGCUGCAGAUGACGACGCCAAAGAGGCGGCCACUGUAAAUGCAAACCAGUUCAGAGGGAAGAACUUCUUAGAGGAUGAAAAGAAGAGCAUAUUUGGUGCCGAGAAAGGUGGCAGUGCCACCAUCGAGGAGAGCAUCCGGCGCCGCGCAUAUUAUUCCCAAGGUGGCCGUGAUACGCAUGAGCGCAAUGCGUUCAGGCGGUGAAGUCCCUGGCACUGCAACUCAGGCAGUCAGUAUCAUGUUUUGUUUACACUAUGUUUGUAUGAUGUAUUUUACCUGAAGAAAGUUUAAUAUUUUAUGUACAAUACAUGAUCAUCAUUUUUUAAUCAAGUAAUUUAUGCCAAUAUAUUAUCAUCA